Linum tenue is the source of this 1809-nucleotide messenger RNA. Lineage: Eukaryota; Viridiplantae; Streptophyta; Magnoliopsida; Malpighiales; Linaceae. The record is from the annotation of a GenBank genome assembly.
CUUGGCCCGACCUAAAAGCCCCAAACCUCUCAUCUCUUCUCGCCAGGAAUGUCGAACGCGACUGAAGCUCUCCAUCGCAGGCUGACGCAAUUAUCGGAGUCGUUACUCGCCCAUCUCUCUACUACACCAUACGCGCCACCUGAAGGCUCAGCCGUCUCCGUGAAAUUCGUCCUCCAGUCUCUCCUACGCAACCCUUCAUCCGGCGCCGGGGAAUCGCAGCUCCAGGAAUCAAUCAGGAAUUUUGUUCUGGCAUCGGCCUUGCUUUCCGCGUCCGAAUCCUCCACUCACGAGUUGCUCUCAUGGAUUCCCCGUCAGCUCGCUGCAGCUGCUGCCGCCUCUUUCCGCGAUCUCUCUGAUGUGUAUUGCCACGGCAAUGACAAGAGGUUGGUGGCGGAGUUAGCGCCGGAGGUUUUGCUGUUGUUGAAGGACAGGAUAAAGGAGAGUUCUAUCGAUAAAGGUACCGAUGGUGAUGAAGUCUCCGCCGCUUCGGCUAGGGUUCCGGUUGGAUUUGCUAUUCUGGCUGCUUAUCAGCUUAGAUGGUUUGUUACUCAGAUUGAUAAGUUGAACUUGGGGAAACUCUGCAAUUUGGUGAUUCCAUGUGCAUUGACUGCUCUUGAUCAUUGGUCAACGGAGGUGAAGGGCCAAGGGAUGAUAUGUUUCAUUCAUCUAGGGAAGAACGUGAAUUCUGCCGAGUUUGGUGUUUACCAGGAUGUCAUUCUUGAUGCUUGCUGCAAUAACAUUGCAUCUGCUGAUGAAAUAUGGCAUCUUGUGGUGGAAAUGUCUGUGCUUCUGGUGUCGAGCAUCCACCAAAGUAAUCCAAGAAGCCAUUGGUAUGAGAGGAUACUAGGCGAGAUGCUUAGUCACCUGGAGCGUCAGCCAAGAAAUAAGGAACGCCGUGUUGCUUGGCUGACAUUCAUAGAACCACUCUUCCAAAGCAUGGGUCUUGUGUUAUUGGCUCAUUUCAGGAGGCUUUUCCCACUUUUCUUCAAGUGGAUACAUGCCGAUGAUGAUGAAACUGUCCUUCUGGUUCUGAAACGGGUUCAUACAGUCUUGAAGUUAACAUGGAUAAGAAAUACACCAUAUAUCAUGAGAUUGGUGGAUGAGCUUGUUGCUUUGCACAAGGAAGCAGCAUUAAGAGUAUGCCGUGAAGAAAUUAGGACGAGUAUACUUGAGGUCCUGCUCUUACUGAAGCAAUGCAAGGGGCAGCAGUUCACGGCGGCCUGGGAAAAGCACAGGGAUGACUCAAAUCUAGCAGCUUUGUGUUUAUCUUUAACUGAAAUCUCCAUUGAUGAGGAGAGUUCCACCAGCAACACCUUGAGGAGUGACAGCCCACAAAACUGCCUGCAACUACUAACUACCCACUAAGUUGCUGGAGAACUCGAUGUGUCCUCCACUAGACUUCAUUUAUUAAUUACAAAGUAAUAGUAAUAAAGGUAACUCAAUAUCUUUGGCUAACAUUAUGCAGAAGUAGAUAGAAAGCCAAGAGAGAUCAAGUUAAUAUCACUGGAACGGUGAACUCCUGAGUAAGUCUUUCAUCAUAAAUUUAAUCAAUAUGACAAAUGUUAAUAACAAACUCUGAUUGUAUGAGGGGGAUGAUUGAAUUCUACAAUCUUUCCUAAAAGAAUAUAAAGUAAAAAAGAGUAAAUGAUAUUCUUCCUCUACAAAACCCAGGCAGGGAGUAAUAGAGAGAUAACUCAUCAAAGUCUCUUAUUGAGCCCUUUGUUUUCUACUAUUCUUUUCUUUUUUAACUUUCAUUUUUCAUCUGGCUAACAUCCUGCAGCUGUUGCUGAUACAAAGUGGAAAACCCUA